This is a messenger RNA of Nezara viridula (southern green stink bug), 1862 nucleotides long. The record is from the annotation of a GenBank genome assembly. Lineage: Eukaryota; Metazoa; Arthropoda; Insecta; Hemiptera; Pentatomidae.
AUUUUCUAAUCUAAGUUUAAACCUGACAGUCAAAUGGCAGGUUUGCAAUUUAAGUUUCAAAAUGUUCUAUAUAUUGUGCCAAGACAACUUAUUGUGCAUCGCCGCUUUAGUGAAGGUGUUAAUUAUAUAAAAAACACUAAUUUAUCAUCCCUUAAAAGAGGAACUGGUGGUCGAUCAAGUUUUAAUGGAAUUGUUGCAACAGUUUUUGGAUCGUCUGGAUUCCUUGGAGCAUAUGUUUGUAAUAAACUUGGAAAAAUUGGCACACAGUUAAUACUUCCAUAUCGAGGUGAUCCCUAUCAUGUGCGUAGUUUAAAACUUGUUGGAGAUCUGGGUCAAGUACUUUUUCAACCUUACCAUUUGUUAGAUGAAGAUUCAAUUUUUAAGGCUGUAAAACAUUCAAAUGUUGUAAUUAAUUUAGUUGGAAGAGAUUGGGAAACAAAAAACUUUACCUUUGAUCGAGUUCAUGUUGAAGGUGCUCGCAAAUUAGCCAAAGUUUCAAAAGCAGCAGGAGUGGAAACAUUUAUUCAUGUGUCUGCAUUAAAUGCCUCUGAACAUCCUCCUGAAUACAUGAUGGAUGGUGGUUCUAAAUUUCUGGCCAGCAAAUGGCGUGGAGAGGUGGCAGUAAAAGAAGAAUUUCCUGAAGCAAUUAUAUUUCGACCUGCCGAUAUUUAUGGCCAAGAAGAUAGUUUUUUAAGGUACUAUUGCAGUUUUUGGCGACAUCAAGGUAAAAUGAUGCCUUUGUACCGAAGUGGGGAGCAUUCUAUAAAACAACCAGUUUUUGUUGAAGAUGUUGCAGCAGGUAUUGUUGCUGCUUGUAAAGAAAAGCAUCUUAAAGGCAAGAUAUACCAAGCAGUAGGUCCUACUAGGUACAAACUUUCAGAAUUAGUUGAUUGGUUUCACCGCAUCAUUAACAAGUCAGACGAGUGGGGUUAUUACAGAUAUGACUUGAGAUUCGAUCCUCUAUUUCAGCUCCGAGUUUCAUUGUUACCUAAGCUAACUCUUGGUACAUAUCCCAAAGGAAACAUACAUUGGGAAAAGGUUGAAAGGGAAUGUCAUUCUGAUGUUGUCGUUCCUGGAAUUGAAACCCUUGAAGAUUUGGGAGUUACUCUUACUCGGAUGGAAGACCAAGUGCCUUGGGAACUUAAAACCUAUAGAGCUUAUUCAUAUUAUGAAUUAGAACUCAAUGAAUUUGCAAUUCCUAACCCACCACAGCCUGUAGUUUCAUGAUUUUAUUUUAAAAAGUAAAAACAGUGUACAGUAAACUAAACAUUGGUUAAAUAUGUAUUUUACAAAAUAUAUACAUAGAUUAUGUUUCUAAGAUUCCUUUAAUUGUUUGUACAUUAUUUUAGUGGUAUUGUGUAUUUAUUAUUUAAUAAACCAUUUAAUUUAAAUAGAACAGGAAAAUAGAUCACAAUAAACCAUUACAAUUGUAUUUUUUAACCUAUAAACAAAUGAAAUUUUGUAUCUUUUGUUUACUUGUAUGUUGGUGAUAUAAAUAUUUAUUAAUAUAUUCCAAGUAUAUCUAAUUGGAAUAAAUACUUAAAAUACAUACAUACAAAUAUAAUACAAUCCAAUUGGAUUACAAGAUUAAAGGAUGAGGCUUCCAGCACCUUUGCUGCAUCAUUACAUGCUCUAAUGAAUAAUUAUGUUAUUCAGAAUCUUAGACUACUGAGUUCACUGCUGAUUAUAUUGUCAUAGGAAACAAUAUGGUAAUUACUUAUUAGUGAUGGCCUUGGAGUAUGUUAAUUAAAAUGAUUCCAUUAAUUCUAAGUGUAAAUAAUGAAAUACACAUAUAGCAAAAGCUUGUGCCAUAUUCUUAUUUCCUGAAAUAGAUAUCAUUUUGCAAAAAUAUAUUUAUGACU